CCGUGCGGGUCUGUGCAGUGCGUAUUGCUUUAAAGUUGUGAAAAAGAUUUGAAGGGAAGGUGCGGGGGAGGAGGCGGCAGUGCGCCAAUAAGGGUGAACGGAGAGAAGAGCUGCUUUCUACACACUGGCACAGGAAGAUGAGGAGGAAAGUCGCGGCGCUCCUCAGCCUCGUGAACACGCUCUUAGCGUUAACGGUGCGCUGAUCUGCUUUUGACCUUCGCUCAUAGAUGGAAGCACAGGAAAGAGUCAGGAUCCACUUGUCACAAGAGGAAAUCGAUCGCUCGUAGUAAUGGGGAAUAGCUCACCCAAACCGCUUACAGAUGCAAACCUACAGCACCGCCCUGUGGCUAGUCGCCAGUAUUACAUUCUUCCUCAUGGCACGGUGGAGAGGCGAUCGUCUGCGUUGGCCGUUAAUCUGGAGUCUCCGCGCUUCCACCCACAUGCCAAGGGCAAGAACAUUCGUCUGGAUGCACAGCUGAGACGUGCCACGCGCAAGAACAGCUUCUGCCAUGGCCUGACAUUCAGCCAACGGCCCAUCCGUCUCUAUGAGCAAGUGCGUUUGCGGCUGUCAGGGGUGCACUCAGGCUGGAGUGGCGCACUACGCUUUGGUUUCACUAGUCUAGACCCAGGCGAGCUUGCCUCAUCUGACAUCCCCAAAUACGCCUGCCCAGACCUAGUGGCACGGCCUGGCUACUGGGCCAAGGCCUUGCCUGAGAGACUGGCUGCGAGGGACAAUGUGCUGGCUUUCUGGGCUGACCGGCACGGCCGUGUCUUCUAUACAGUAAACGAUGGGGAGCCUGUACUGUUCCACUGCGGCCUGAGUGCGGCCCGUCCACUCUGGGCCAUCAUAGACAUCUACGGCAUCACACAGGAGGUCACACUGCUUGAAAGUACGUUUGCUGACAGUACAAGCUGCCUGAGCGUGGCGCGUCUGAGUGCCUACUUGCCGCCAAGCAACCAUGAUUCAGCCAACUAUAACAACAACCAGUUAGAAAGCAACCAGGCUGCCAAAAUGGCUGCCUUGCACCUCAGCAGCUCCACGCAGCUGAGUCCCUGCUGCUCCUCCUCUUCCUCCUCAUCCUCUUUCGGUGUCCAAAGGUUAUCCCGUGGCCUUCCCUCUAACCUUGAUGCCGACCUACGCUUUCACCCGGUGCGUGGCGCCGAUGUGCUUCUGUCCAGUGACCGGGCUAUGGCCUGCGUCCACUCCUCAGAUGGUAUUCGGACUUUGGUGUUCAGUGACAGGCCCAUAAGACUUGGUGAGACUCUGUUUGUGGAGGUGAGUCACAUGGGCCCACCUUGCCUUGGCAUGCUCCUGUUUGGCAUGACUUCAUGUGACCCGGGCACAUUGCACGCUGCAGAGUUGCCUGCUGAACCUGAUGCUCUCCUUGAUCGUAAGGAGUACUGGGUGGUGCACCGCGGUCUCCCUGCGUCUGCACCUGGCGACGUGCUCAGCUUCAUGCUUCUACCUGACGGAGAAGUGCAUCAUGGGAUUAACGGGGUAGCACGUGGACGCCUGCUGUGUGUCGACUCCUCUCAGGCUCUUUGGACCUUCUUCGCUCUGCGGGGCGCCAUCAACCGUCUCAGGAUAUUAGGAACACUGCUGGCAAGUUCAUCAACCUCUCCCUCUGUAUCCCAUGGCACAGCGUCCGAUGACAGCGACUCUGACCUGACUUUUAGUGUCAACAGAUCCUCAUCUGCCUCCGAGUCCUCACUGGUGACAGCCCCCAGCUCUCCUCUCAGCCCCCCAGUCUCACCAAGCCUGUCCUUCCCAGAGACUCCACUAAUCAGCAAGAGUGGUGAAUGCACAGUGUGCUUCGAUCAGGAGGUGGACACAGUCAUUUACACAUGCGGACACAUGUGUCUGUGUCACGAGUGUGGACUCAAGCUAAAGAAACAGAUCAACGCUUGCUGCCCGAUCUGCCGGAGACCCAUCAAGGACGUGAUCAAAACUUACAGGCCAUGAGAAGAUGCAGAACUCUAAAAGCAGCUGAGAACCAGCUUGAACUUAGCUUGAUUUCAGGACCGUUCUGUAGCUUUGACUCCUGUAGCGUAACCUCACUCUGUGUCCCCACGCUCAAUUCUACCCCCCAAAAAAACACCACUUCCCCUUCCCGAUCCAGAUGCAGUGGAACAACACGAGGUUUGUCUGAUGCUUGCUCAGACAUUUUAGUGCCUUUGACAUCUGUCUCUAAAGCAUCGCCUCCUAUCCUGACAAUCAUAUUUGAUAAAUUGUGGUAUACAGAAUAUAUGAUUUUUAUCAGAGGGACACUGAGAGACUUGUUUAAAGCAACUUACAGAUGUAAACAGAUUUAAAAAAAAAAAAUAUAUAAUUAUUUUGGUUUGAUAUUUUAAAAAUAAAUAUGUGUUUCCAGUUGUGGAAAAUAGCUAAUAAAAGAAAUCCAUUCAUAUGUAUAGUGAAAGAUGAGAGGACAUUUAUUGCACUUAACUGAGUAAAGUAUAUCUGCAGAUAGACGGCACCUAAAGGCAUUUCUCUAAAAAAUAAACCAUGGAUUUUAGGGAAAUACAGAACAAAAUAUUUUUGUAUUAAUGCUGUAUGAUUAUGUGAAGGGUAUGUAUCCAGUAAAAUUCAUUCUUUACUGAGGGAACUCUCUAAACUUUAUCAUUUAACGCAGAAUCUCUGCACAGUAAAUAGAAGCUGUAAAGUCUAAUGGCGUUGACUUUCAACCACAGAGUACACAAAACACUAGAAGAGUGUUCUCUAUAGGCCCGACUUUGACUUUUUCAUUUUAUUGUCUUCAGAAGUAAUCAAAAGCUGUAAAAUCAUUAGCCCCUUUAUUAACAAUCUUAAGGAAAGAAAGGUUUUUCAAAAGGUUAGUUAAUGGUUUGAGAUUAAAUAAGGGUUACUAAGCUUCACUCAGUUGUAGGGUUAUACAUGUGUGACUGCAGGUCAAAAUGGUAAUUGAGCUUUUUUACCUGUAUUAAAUGUCAUUUUAGACAGCAUUAAAUAUCACAUAUCUGCAUUUGCUGAACAUAUGCUUGUUGUACGUGUGACUGUCACCAAAAUACGUAAUGUGAUUUUCUACAAAUACAUUGACAAUCAAACACAGGAGUGUCUUACCUUGCUCCUGGAGAUAACUCUCUCUCUACUGUUCACCCUAAUUUCUGUUAAAUUAGGGCUUGAAUUAGACCAACAUUAAAAUGGAUCAAAUUAAAAACAAUUACAAUUGUUCUCAGGAAAGUGUUGACAUGCACACUGCUUAAUGUAGGCCAUUUACACAAUGUGUUUGGAUAAAGUGUGACUUUUAAAUAACAACUCUAGAUCCACCUGUACCUGGCCAAUCAGUAGCAAAUAAACCUUCUUUGCUUGUGAUAUUUA
Messenger RNA from Hemibagrus wyckioides, 3337 nucleotides. RefSeq names its product neuralized E3 ubiquitin protein ligase 1B (gene neurl1b). The transcript is spliced from 5 exons. Bases 290 to 1963 code for a protein of 557 amino acids. The record is from RefSeq and is a predicted model, not a curated record. Lineage: Eukaryota; Metazoa; Chordata; Actinopteri; Siluriformes; Bagridae. Gene Ontology annotation, molecular function: ubiquitin protein ligase activity. Gene Ontology annotation, biological process: ubiquitin-dependent endocytosis. Gene Ontology annotation, cellular component: early endosome.